AAUUCUUAUUGAUCGAAGAGGACAGGGAAGACCACGCAUACGCAUUACGAUUACAGCGUGAAUUUGAUAGUGAGCAAGCAGGUAAUGGGUCAGAACCAAUUCAAAACAACAGGCGAGAAUCUUUUCUAGGUACAAGGCCAGAAUCAUUUCGAGUUCGAAGGAGGCGAGAUGGUGCGAGAGAUGAUACUUCCAAUGAUGAAGCCAUUGCCAGAGAAUUACAAGAAUCUCUUGAUGCAGAAGAAUCCAACGCUCCUAAUAUUAGGUCAAUUGAUGUUUCAUCAUUAUUCGAAGAGGAUACAAGUUUUUUUGAAGAUCCAUACUUACCGCUUUCAACACAACAACAACAUUUUGAAGAAAGCAACCAUGAUGAAAAUAAUUUUCCUGGCUAUCCAAUAUAUAUUGGCAAUUCGACCGAAGAUUAUUAUGAAAAUGAAUCAAGUGGAGCUGCCAUCAAAGGAUUCAAUGAAACAGAUUUUGUAUUGAAACCAAGAGUUGCCUUCAGAGAUGAACCAGCAUUAGAUGCAGGCGGAGUGUUCAACGAUACGAUUCGUCAGAUCUUGGAAAUAUUUAUGUCGCUGGAAAACCCCGAAUAUGGUGGCGACGGUCAUCUCUUCACGGGAGAAUCUUCCAAGCUGAUUAGUUCCACAGCACCAGUUCAUUUUGUGGACGAACUUGAUGCGUUUGGCGAUGUAUUGUAUCUGGCGGUGAUUCACAACAUACCGUUUCCAAGUGACCUGGAUAUUGCACUGUUCAAGUACUCUUUGAGCUUGGAGAAUACUAUAUCGGUGGAGGAUUUGAGAGGAUUCAGCACGACGAUGUAUAAUCUCGCCAGAAACAUUUACGAAGCACAACCGAACGUGAAGUUAUCGACGAUAGAAGGAUUUGACCAGUGGGCCGAAGAGAAGGAAAUCAAUGCACGUCGUCUGCAAUUGUCACGUGAUUCGUCCGUGCAAAAGGAAUUGUACUCCAGGUCGAGGGGCAAUUUAAGGAAAUUGUCUAGGCUCAUCUGCGAGGAUGUUUUGAUUAACAGCCGUAUCAACCAGCUUAAGGCUAUAAAUAAGAAAUUUAACAAGUUCGGCUUUUUCGAUGUUUUGAAAUCGAAGCGAAUCGAUAUCGCGGACAUCAAAAAUUACUUUUACCGUGAGAUAAUAAACCCCAAUGACAUAAUUCAAAAAUUGGUUUUCGAUGAUAAUCUAAAUCAUCGGCAAAACAGAGUUCGAACUUAUCUCAUUGAUUGGCUAAGAAUGCAAGAGAAGUCGAAGCUGCAGGAAUUCUGUAGAUUGGUUACUGGGUUCAAGAACCCCAGAGAACAAAUAAAGGUAUCCUUUAAACCUCACCUCCAAGGGGAGCCCAGAGAAAUCAACAUUACACCCAAGUUUGCUACAUGCUUCCAAGAGAUUAAACUUAGCGAAAAUUUUUCUUCACGACAAGAAUUUUACACCAUCAUGAACGCGCAAAUCGAAGCAAUCCACGACAAUAGAUUUACCACUGCAUAA
This is a messenger RNA of Acaulospora colombiana, 1496 nucleotides long. The record is from the annotation of a GenBank genome assembly. Lineage: Eukaryota; Fungi; Glomeromycota; Glomeromycetes; Diversisporales; Acaulosporaceae.